This is a messenger RNA of Magnolia sinica, 1539 nucleotides long. Its product is annotated as pentatricopeptide repeat-containing protein At5g43790-like. Lineage: Eukaryota; Viridiplantae; Streptophyta; Magnoliopsida; Magnoliales; Magnoliaceae. Gene Ontology annotation, biological process: RNA modification. Gene Ontology annotation, molecular function: protein binding; RNA binding. The coding region runs from base 1 to 1539 and encodes 512 amino acids. The transcript has a single exon. The record is from RefSeq and is a predicted model, not a curated record.
AUGCAACCCCAUGCAGCGAACAGCCUUUCAUCCAACCAACACUUACAGACUCUACUCCACUCAUGCAACAGCCUCUCUCACCUCAAUCAAAUCCAUGCCCACCUCCUCAAAUCAUCCCUACAUCUCAACCCUUCAUUCGCGGCCCGCCUCGUCUCUCUCUACUCCUCUUUCAAAUCCAUCUCCAACGCUCGCUCCGUCUUCGACGCCGUUGAAAACAAUAACAUCUUCCUAUGGAAUGCUAUGAUCAAGGGAUAUUCAAUGUCCCACCGUACCCAUAAAGACGCCCUUGAGAUGUUCGGUCAUAUGCUUUCUGUAUAUGAUAGUGAAGAACCUUGCUGUUUGAUUCCCAACGAAUUCACCUUCCCUUACCUGUUGAAAUCCUGCGACUUUCUCGAAGAAGCUCGGCAGGUUCACGCCCAUGUAUGUAAGUCAUUCAUACAUUUGGGUGCGAAUGUUUUCAUAUGUGCUGCUUUGAUCGAUGCUUAUGAGCGAUGUGGUUCUGUAAAACUCGAUGCACAGAAGUUGUUCGAUAAAAUGCCUCAAAGAGAUGUGGUUUGUUGGAACACGAUGAUUUGCGGGUAUUCGAAAGCGGGGGAUUUUGAAAUGGUCCUAGCUCUGUUUCAGCGAAUGUUGGAGGAUACUAGUGUUGUGCCAUCAUCUACGACGGUUGUGAAUGUUCUGGGCGCGUGUGGGGAGACAGGGGCCAUUGUGCAAGGGAAGUGGAUCCAUCAAUUUGUGAGGAGGAGGGGGAAUGAGAUGAACAUCUUCGUCGAGACUGCUCUCGUUACGAUGUACUCGAAAUGCGGGGAUGUCUUGGCGGCACGUCAAGUGUUCGACUGCAGCCCAUGGAGGGAUUUGGUAUUGUGGAGCGCAAUGGUGGGCGGAUAUGGGAUUAAUGGGUGCGGCCGCGAGGCUCUAGAGCUCUUUCAUCUGAUGGAGAAGGAAGGUUUGAAACCUGAUGGUGUGACAUUCGUCUCGCUUCUCUCUGCGUGUAGUCAUGCAGGCUUGAUCGAUGAGGGCCUCAAUAUGUUCCAUUCGAUGAAAAGAUUAUAUGGGGUGGAACCGAAAAUGGAGCACUAUGCGUGUGUGGUGGAUCUUUUGGGACGAGCAGGACAGCUUGGUGAAGCAUUGAGCUUGAUCAAGGCCAUGCCCAUGGCCCCAGGAGCGAGUGUCUGGGGUGCUCUGUUGGGUGCAUGUAGAUUGCACAGAGACGUUCGAUUGGGAGAGAAGGCAGCGAAUGAGCUGUUCAAGAUCGAGGGUGAGAAUGGUGGGAAUUGCAUGCUUUUGUGCAAUAUCUACGCUGAGGCUGGGUUUUUGGCUGAUGCUUUGAGAUUAAGGAGGAAGAUGAGGAAGCAGAGGAUCACGAAGAGCCCUGGAUGCAGUUGUAUUGAGGUGGGGGAGAGGGUUCAUUGCUUUAAGGUGGGGGAUAGGGCCCACCAUCAAACAGUUAGGAUUUAUGAGACACUAGAGGGCCUGGCUCUUCAGGCAUUUGAUGAAGGUUUUAUGUUUCAGCCAGCUUCCUCACUCUCCUUGGAAUGA